Rattus norvegicus (Norway rat) is the source of this 255-nucleotide messenger RNA. RefSeq names its product defensin beta 49 (gene Defb49). The coding region runs from base 1 to 255 and encodes 84 amino acids. Lineage: Eukaryota; Metazoa; Chordata; Mammalia; Rodentia; Muridae. The transcript has 2 exons. The record is from RefSeq and is marked validated. Gene Ontology annotation, biological process: defense response to bacterium; innate immune response. Gene Ontology annotation, cellular component: extracellular region.
AUGAAGCUGCCUGUUCUUUUUCUUUUGUUUUGCUUUCUCGACCUGUUGAAGACAGUAAAAGCUGAAAUGAAAGACACCCUUUUUUGCUUUCUCAAGAAAGGCAAAUGCAGACAUGUGUGCAUGAAUGUUGAAAAGAGAGUUGGUCCCUGCACAAAACUAAAUGCUAACUGCUGCAUAUUUGUGCGUGACAUGAGAGCCAUCAUUCCUGAAGAUCAAAGAACAGUAAGUAUAAAGAUUAGAAAUAAACAGAACUAG